UGGCGAAUAGGUGAAUAUUUCUGACCAAAGUGAAACGUAUAGUGCAAUAAUUCCGUAUUGUGAUGAAACAGUGGGUUAUUUUGAUUGCCAUAGUGGCAGCGGUGCGCUCGGUGCCCUUAGUGUCGAAACAUUUCUUCCACGAAACAGGUGUUGCGGAAUAUGUUUUCCGAUAUAAUCUAAAUGUUAUGAGCGGUGUAAAGAACGUGGAUAUCGACUCGUGGUAUAAUCUCACUUCUGAAGUGCAUAUUAGACCAGAUCCUACUGGAAAUGGAACCUACAUCUACCUAACUGAUGUCAGGACUAUUGCCUUCACCGGACCUACGAAUAAAACGGUAGAACAAGUUUUUCACAUACCAGUGUUAAAAGUUUGGUCUGUGAUAACAUUGCCGUUUUAUGUAACCUAUGACAGCAAUGGGAUGGUUCAUAACAUAUUCACAACCUCAGGAGAUGAAGAAUGGAGUGUCAAUAUUAAAAAAGGCAUCGCCACCGUACUUCAGCUACCUGUUAAUUAUAUCUCCGGUCGAAAGUAUGAUAAACCAUUCGUAUUCACCGUAGAUGAAGAAACAGUGCACGGAAAUAUGAAUGUUUCUUAUAAAGUGCAAACAGACACCAGUGGAAUUUCCGUUUUAAAAACUCCCGACCAUAUCACAUACAAGCAUAUGCCUUACGAUGUAUUCAGCAAUAUUGAAACGGGAAAUUCAUUCGGUGGACAGAGUGUUUGGAAUGUUAGCUAUUCUUGGGGAAAAUAUUGGCUAUUAUACGACAAAGACGAAAUCAAGAUGCAAGAGGUUCACACAUCUAGCGUGUAUUCUAUCCAGCAAUCCAUGUCGGCGGAACAAGUACAUUUCAUUACCACAACGCAGCACUUUAACCUUAUUGAUACCAAAACUAUUGAAUCCAUAGACGUGAUGGAUUUCUCAAAAAUUGCAAUUAUCAAUCCAGUUGCGUAUGUUGCUUCAAAAGUCAUCUCUACUAGCAGUUUCCCGUGCCUCUCUGUGGUCCCGCACGUCGUGGACAUGACACUGGUUGGUCCGAAAGUGCAAGCAAUGCUUUACGAAGCCGUUGAAUAUCUUAACGAGAAUCCCAUCACGAAUGUGGAACCAGACACAACACGCGGUCUCGUAGUUAGCGGAAUAAUUGAGAUUCUUAAACCGUUCGCAGUUGAGGAUUAUUUAAAACUCUUUACGUUACUCACCAAAACAACCACCCCUAGAGACGUAGCGGCAGUUGAUGUAUUUUUCAAGGUACUUCCAUUGGUGGGCACUAAACAUUCAGUUGUCUUCAUCAGAGAUUUAGUAAAAAGUCACAAAGUCAAAGAUAUGGUGUCAACAAUGAUGCUGUUUUCAUUGGGGCUAAACGUUCGCGUGCCUACCAAGGAGUUGCUACAGGAAGUGGAAGAGUUCUAUCACUUUGAAGAUGAAGUGAAACCGGAUGUUUCUCACGCCGCUGUACUUACAUUCGGUUAUUUGGUGUACAAAACCUUCGAGCAUGACACUCACUCACCUGUCUUGCAGCAAUACGUGAAGGUAUACUAUAACAAACUGAAGGAAGCGAAAACCUAUGAAGAACAGCUCUUGUGGUUACAUGGGCUGAAAAACAUCGAGGUGGGGACAGUUUUCGAAUUAAUUAAACCAAUUGUAAAUGGUGAGCAAGUCCUGAACCUACCGUACGAUCGACAUCUGCGGCUUCAUGCCAUUUACUCAUUGGAGAAGAUUCUGCAUCACGACUAUGAUUUGCUGUACGAAACCGUUUAUCCAGUUUUUGUUGACGAAUACCUACCAAGCGAAAUACGAAUCGCUGCCUUGAAAGUAUUGCUCUGUACGCAAGAUGUCAGGUAUUUCACCAGGCUUGUGACUGUUUUACAAGCGGAUAAGGAUAUCCAGUUGCAUGCAUUCUUUGUCACAACCUUGCAACAUAUGGCUAAAUCAAGUAUUAACUACAGUGCAGAGUUUUGGCAGUAUUUGAAGCAAACUCUCGAACUUUUCGAACAACCUGAUCAAUCUGUUGAAACACAAGCAUUUUACUACGACUACUUCGAUGAAAAGCACUCUUUCGGAGCAUCCGUGUACGGAAAUUUAGUGGCAGGUGUGAAAACUAACAAGGUGAACCAAUUCUAUAUUAGCUUCAAUCCGGUUGUAAUGGAUCAUACCGUUGAACUGUACUCGGUGUUUGUCAAAUUCGAAGGCAUCGAUAAUCCAUUGACAAUGCUGUGGCCGAAACUGUUCAACGUGGAACCAAGAACUGUGAAAGAACCAAUCAUCAAACAGUACGGCAAAGAACCAGUUCAUGUAGAACUCACCCUUAUAGCCAAUGGAAAAGUAGUCUACGUUAAAUAUUUCAACGAGGAAACCAUCGAACAGUUCUACAAGUACACUUACCUAACGCUACUCACAACAAUGAAGUAUCAAUUUACAAGCAUUCUAAACGUAGCCGACCUUGAAGUAUUCUCAUCUACGCUGAAUGGUAUUCCGACCAUGGUCGAUGUAAAACUCCCUCUUGUAUCCCAGCUAAAAUAUGAUGUCGUAGGACCAACGAACAAGAGCCCACAGGAAGUGGCCUUCUCGAUUCACAGCUCAUUCCGUUUGUGGAUGCAUGGAUUCUACGGUGUUUCAGUAUACAAUCCCUUCGACGUCAUGUGGCAUGGAACACGCCGGGUGCACUCGUUUGACAUCAACAUUCCCAUCAAUUUUGAUGUUGCCUUUAAUUUCCAACAAAAUUCGCUCAAAAUCGUGUGGACGAAGAGUACCAAUGAAGCACAAAACACUGUCGGAUUCAAGACACAUGUUAAAACCUUGAUUUAUGCCAAACCCUACUUAGAGGUUGACUUCCUAGCUGGAACUUCACCGUAUGCUUAUACAACUUUCCUAUCGCCAGUGCACAAAAAGAAAGAUGUUGUACUUUACGAGAGUCACUCGAAGUAUACUGGACUGCACUUCUAUCUGUCGACCUAUGACAUUGCAGUGUUACCACAUAAAAAGCCCGUAAAAUCGUUAUCUGGCCUUCUACUCAGUGAUGUUUUCCAUGAAAUUUCUUCCGUUCCAUUCUUUAAAUUUGUGUUAUCUUACUACACUUGGUUCUACACUCACUUCUUUCCGGUUCAGUACUCCGCCUACGGAGUUGUAGGCUAUAUCAAUCCAUGCAAGUUGUAUCCAAUGGACAAAGUAGAACUUACCUUUAAGACCAACACCGAAGAAAUUUCCUACGCGCUUUGGACAACUCCCAAUUAUCAGCACUACGUUAAGAUGUCCGCCAUAUUCAGAAACAAUAUCGGUACCGUUAUAAACCAUUGGGACGUUAACGUACAAUUUACCCACGAGCUUGGUCUUUUCUUCAAGAAGUUCGACAUUCAAAUCACUCGAAAAACUCCUGAAGAGCGAAACAUGAAUAUCUGCCUAGAUUGGGUAAAGAACCUGAAAUCUGAUACAGUUGACGGUACGUUGACCUAUUUCCAUGGCAAUUCUGACGACCACAAGUGCGUUAAGGACAAUAUGGUCAUUUCGGUCAGCUGGACCGGAAGCUAUUCUGAUAUUCAAAAGAAUAUGACGGGACGGACAGGCAACUCGUACAAAGAAUGCUCUCUAGUGAAUACGAAGCUUCCUCUCACGUAUGAAUGCACCAAAGCGUACACAUCGGUUCGCAAGUAUAUGUACAAUGUAGACUAUCAACACGUCCUCUCGGUAUACGAACAGUUGCUGAGUCCAGUUUGGUUUUGGAUACAACAAGUUUUCCCCGUUUAUUACGACGUUGAGCCACAUCACCAUAUUCCAAAUGGUAAAUACAUUGUAGAUGUAGAAUAUCCACUACAGUGGGAAGAACAUCCAAUCGUAGACAUAGUUGUGACAUCGCCAUCAGAAAGCUAUGUAUUCGAGCACGUGCCGUACUACGACUGGAUCUGGUGGCUCCAGCCGGAUAGCACUGUGUUCACAAGAUACUUCGAUUUGAUGAAAUCCGUCGGGUGCGUUACCGAAUGUAUCGUAACCCCGGCGGUUAGCGUUACCAAUAAUCAUUAUGUGUUCGGUAAGACACCAGUAUACAACGAAUGGACUAUGUAUGCUGCAAAUCAUCCGACCAGCUACAAGUGGGCUGUGUUCGUAAAGAAGAUGGAGAAUAAUCAUUUCGCCCUGAAAGUGCUACUGAAUGGGUACGCUAUCGUCGUCCAAGCCGUGUGGGACAAAUCCGCUACAUUCGGCAAACCGACCGAUUACAUCUUUACCGUCGACAAUCAUAUUAUGGACGUAAUGAUGAGUGAUGUUGGCCACGAAAUGUAUUCACUCCAGUACUUCUUGCUGAACCACACAGUAGUUUUCGUUGUACCGAAUGUGUCCCUGUACGUAGUUUAUAACGGAGUUGAGGUGAUCGUUGAAACAGUGAAGUCCGAUACAGUUACCCAUUAUGGUGAGUGCAACGUGUAAUGGAUAUGCAAUCACCCAAAAAUUAACAGUGUUUAGUGCAUUUUGCAUUAUGUUGUUUAAAAUCAUUUUGAAAUAAAUACAAAAGUUAUUACAUUGAA
This is a messenger RNA of Topomyia yanbarensis, 4510 nucleotides long. RefSeq lists its product as uncharacterized. Lineage: Eukaryota; Metazoa; Arthropoda; Insecta; Diptera; Culicidae. Bases 63 to 4412 code for a protein of 1449 amino acids. The record is from RefSeq and is a predicted model, not a curated record. Gene Ontology annotation, biological process: lipid transport. The transcript has 7 exons. Gene Ontology annotation, molecular function: lipid carrier activity.